AUGCGUCUUCUUGCUUUUCUUAUCUAUCUCAAGACCUCACGGGCCCUGCUUGUCCCUUCUCCACCAGGCCCCUAUGAUGUUGCCGUUAGAAACUUUGAGCUGGUCGAUACAAAUCGUAUUGACACAUUUGCACCCAAGCCCAAUACCAAGCGCCGUCUCAUGGUCUCUGCCUAUCUUCCCAUCGACGCCCAAUAUGGCUGCAAAGAUGAAGUCGUACCAUAUGUACCGGCCCUUACAGCAAAGGCCUAUGGCAAGGUGGCCGGAACUCUUGGCCUACCCGACAACAUAGUCAAAGAUUUCGAGAUGAAGGUCUGCAAUAUCUCAAGCGUCAAGCCAAAGAGGUUUCACAAGCCCAAGAAGGAAUAUCCCAUCGCGCUUUUCUCACCUGGUUAUCAAGGGUCAAGGCUUGUGUAUGGGGCCAUGGCUAGGUCACUUGCAAGCCUUGGGUAUAUCAUUCUUACUGUGGACCAUACUUAUGAAGCCUUUGUGGUUGAGUUCCCUGAUGGGACGGUUGCACCUGCUGCUGAGUUUCCGGAUAACAUGAACUCUACGUAUCGGCAGCUCGAGGUCCGAACUAAAGAUGAGUCUUUUGUAAUCUCCCAACUCUGCAACCACACACUCGUGGAGCAGGUCUUUGGUGACUUCCCUGGUACAUUUAACCCUCACAAAGUUGCCGUGUACGGUCACUCUUUUGGUGGAUCAACUGCCGCCGUCACAGCCCAGCGCGAUCGCCGCGUCAUUGGAGGUCUCAACUUUGACGGUCCCAUGUAUGGAUCCGUGGUUGAAGAAGGCUUAAAGGGCACGCCUUACAUACUCGUUGGAACAAACAUGACAGCGCCUGAUCCAGUUCCUGGCUGGAAUGCAUUCUACGAUAAGAUCGACGCUGCCAAGAUGGAGAUGGUGGUGAACCAUACGCGUCACUACGCCUUUACGGAUGUUCCGUUGCUCUUGACCGAGUUUAAGCUUCCGGCCAAGUCAGAAGCUAUGGUUCAUGAAGUAUUUGGGACGCUUGGUGGAAGAAAGGUUGAGAAGGCGGCGAAUGAGAUUAUGCUCGGAUUCUUGGACUUGGUGUUUAAGAAAAAUGCUAAGAAGCUUAAGGCUAUUGGCAAGAAGGAUGGCAUCCACGUUCUUCAACGCGAUCUUGCAUAA
This is a messenger RNA of Fusarium proliferatum ET1, 1149 nucleotides long. RefSeq lists its product as uncharacterized. The transcript has 2 exons. Lineage: Eukaryota; Fungi; Ascomycota; Sordariomycetes; Hypocreales; Nectriaceae. The record is from RefSeq and is a predicted model, not a curated record. Gene Ontology annotation, molecular function: 1-alkyl-2-acetylglycerophosphocholine esterase activity. The coding region runs from base 1 to 1149 and encodes 382 amino acids.